This is a messenger RNA of Bursaphelenchus okinawaensis, 1657 nucleotides long. Lineage: Eukaryota; Metazoa; Nematoda; Chromadorea; Rhabditida; Aphelenchoididae. The record is from the annotation of a GenBank genome assembly.
AUGCUCUUCGUCUGGUUCGUGCAAAAUGUCAGUACCUUGUGUUUCUAUCAAACUGUGAUUGAGAUAAUCAUCACCAGUAUCAACCUGACACUAUGUGCAUACUGUACAGUCCAAAUGUUUAAUCUGCACAGUAUCAGUCGCAACUUGAGGAUAAUCCUGGUAAUGUUUGGUGCCAAACCUUAUAAAAACUUUUACAAUAUCAUAUUACUACCAAAAACAUGUUUUUGCUUCCUUUCCAAGGCAAAUUUAAUUUAAUGCAAAAACUAAAAUUUGCCAUUUUGUAAUUAAGGACAUAAAACUAUAAUUUAAAUACUUGUAGGUGUUUGAAAUGGUACUGACAGCUUAUGCAACGUCCCUACAUACGAUAGAAUAUUUUACUCCACACGAUGCCUACAGUUUUGCUGCUGGUCAUACAUUUAGAGCCUUCUUCUUCUACGGCUGCCUCACACUCAGUAGUUUUGCUGCUCAGAUGUUUAAUGUAAAGUACCUAGUAGUUGCUAUAGAACGGAGAAUUGCUUAUCAACAGCGACAUUCGUACGACAAUUGCAAUUUUCUCGCAGUAUUUUUGAUCAUAGCCUCGGUAAGUACUUAGAAAAUUGUGUUUAGUUACACAAAUCAUUGUUCGUUUACUGUAAGUUUAACGUAUUGUCCGUAUACUACGACCUUUAUCUUGACGUGCAGCUAAAAAGUCUUAAAUUUAAUUUUAAUUUUAUGUCGCCUUUUUAACAGCCCCAUAAGUCUAUACAUUGUUUAAAAUAUGGAAGUAAUGUAGUUUAAAAUUCCAAUAUUAAGAAUCCCAAUGUUGUUUUGUUUAUUUAUUUUACUCUACUUUGUUUUAUAGGUCAUUGUAUGUCUACUAGCUCAAUGCUUAAAAUCCCAAAUAAUAUAUGACGUAUAUUGGUAUCUUCCAUUAGACCAACGACUACGCCGCGCUACUAUGCUUGAAAUGAGUACAAGUGGACUACUUGCAUCGUACUCUUUAGCAUCUGUGUUCCUAAGUGUCGCGUUAGUUGUGAGUGCUACUUUAUUUUAAAGAAGUGUUCAAAUUUAUUCUAUCGGUUUUUAUAAAUGUCAUCUAUACCAUUAAAACAUCAUAUAAAAACACUUACGUAGCCUCUAACAUUAUUUACAGAUAUUUUACAAACUGCACGUUAAAAUCCGUAAAAGAAGGGAUACAUCGCCCUACAGUCUCAACGGUAGUUUUGAAAUCAAGCAAACCAAGUAUGUGCUCAAAUACCUGACUAGUCUAAUAUCAUCAUUUAUGAAAAUGAUGGUAGCUGUUGGCAUUUGCAUCACAUCUUCAUGCUACUUUCACUACGUUCUUGGCUACGACGAAGAAACAGAUGAAUUACGAUUUUUUAACACAGUAAGAGUACAGAUAACGUCUUUUAAAAACAUAACAUAAUAUGAUACUUUCAACUUUAAAAACAUAACACUACUCUUUGUUCUGUUUUAGGGUGUAUAUCUUUGCGUAGCCACAUAUAACAUUGCCACCAUGUUGUACAUGGUCAAAGCUUUUCCUCAACUGCAAAAUAAGAUUUCGAAAGACCUCAAGUUCCUGAACAUUAACAGAGUCAGCGUAGUUUCUAUUCCAGACGCCGUAAAAGAUACAAACGUAUACUUCAAGCAACUACAGGAAAUGUGGAAGAUACCAUAA